UGAUCCAUUUGUUAGUGCUGCCAAACUCCAGAAGAGCUGCAAGAAGAAAGAAGCUGAACCAGAGACUUGCUCCUCACUUUGCGUAACUUUAAAACCAUCCACGAAGUUUGCACCUAACAAAAUGGACCAUCCAGAAAACUCCACAGCGCCCCCCCUGCAGACGCAGAGCAGCGCCAUCUCCCAGGCGGACAAGAGCGGCGGGAACGCGUACCUGUACAUCCUGAUCGUCAUGUGUUUCUACGGGGUCUUCCUCUGCGGCAUCAUGCUCGGGUACUUCCGCUCCAAGCGGCGCGAGAAGAGGAGGAUCAACAUCUUCACGCGCCUCGUGCACGAGGAGGAGCAGCGGGAGUGGGGCGCGCUGCCGAAGAAGCACAGCCUCACCUUCCCCGUCCCCGCCGCGUCGGGACUGCGCUCCGUGCACGUGUCCCUGCCCUUCUGCAGUAACCACGGCAACCACUUCGGACACCUGCAGUGCGAGGACGCGCUGCCCUCUCCGCUGGCGUGCGCGCUGUUCACGGAGCAGAGUAGCGUCAGCUCCCUGUGCUCCUCCGCGGACACGCGCUUCGCCAUAGAGGAGGAGUCGGACAGCGGCACAGCGGAGGAACCAGAGGAGAAAACGAAGGGAGGCUCGGACAAAAGAGGGGACGACUCAGGCUGAACUCCCUGAGAGACGCGUGGUCCAUCCAAACAAGAGGAGAAACAUCAGCUGGAGAGAAGAUCAGGAGGCUGUGAGGCGUCUUCCCCCAAAACAACCCAACCAGAAAUCAUCUAUUCUGCAAUAAAAACUUUGAUCAAUAACAUCAUGAUCUGGCCUCAGGCCUGGACAAAGUCACACAAGGGUGGCCAGUGAGAAGUGUUUUAAAUCUUAAACAACUAACAACUACACUGGUCUUUUUUAUAUGCUUUAUGUUGGGAUAAUGUAUAACUCAUAUCUCACUCAAUACAUAGUGAAAGUAAUAAUUCACUUCAGUCAGUACUUUAUUUAUCCCUGCAUGGGUGGUCGUGUGCAGCAGCUCAGGUCAUCACACAUGUUAAAUAGGUGAGGAGAGAAAAAAAUGCUAAAUGCUUCAUCACAAAGUCAAAACAGUCAAAUGACGUGUACUCAAAAAACGACAUCAUUACAAAUCUACAAUAAUAAGAGUGCUAAAUAUGAAUUUAAAAACUGUACAGAAGAAUUAAUGAUCUUUUAGAAUCAACCUUAACUAUAUCCAGUCAUAUCAAACAUGUUAUUAUUGCACAAUAAGACUAUGCCUCAUUUUGGUGGGGACCCCUCCCUGCUGGAGCCCCUCCACCCUCCUGACGCCACACUGAGGAGAAGCACCUCACUGGUUUGGUCGGAUGACUCACCCUGCAGGGGACUGAGUGGGAGACUGUUGCUUUUUUGUUUUUUUGGCUGUUUGGGCUGAACUUGACUCGCUCUUGCCAACGUGGUCUCGAGUAUUGAAAUGUACCUGGAACCCACUUGAAAGAUUGAACUAAAGUGUUUGUUUGUUGUGGCUUCAUAACGAACAAGCAGUUCAUACACAGUCGAUGAUGUAGGUUUACUUGAUGGAAGAAAUGCACUGUACAUAUGGUUUGUAUUUGUCACUCUGUAUGGUUUAAUUUAAGAUGGAAUAUUUGUAGUGUUUUCAGAUAUAAAAAAAAAGAUGCUUUUGAAUUGA
This is a messenger RNA of Hippoglossus stenolepis (Pacific halibut), 1661 nucleotides long. It is a transcript of the gene kcne4, whose product is annotated as potassium voltage-gated channel, Isk-related family, member 4. Gene Ontology annotation, cellular component: membrane. NCBI's taxonomy places the organism in Eukaryota, Metazoa, Chordata, Actinopteri, Pleuronectiformes, Pleuronectidae. The coding region runs from base 122 to 658 and encodes 178 amino acids. The transcript is spliced from 2 exons. Gene Ontology annotation, molecular function: transmembrane transporter binding; voltage-gated potassium channel activity involved in ventricular cardiac muscle cell action potential repolarization; delayed rectifier potassium channel activity. Gene Ontology annotation, biological process: regulation of ventricular cardiac muscle cell membrane repolarization; ventricular cardiac muscle cell action potential; potassium ion export across plasma membrane. The record is from RefSeq and is a predicted model, not a curated record.